Chroicocephalus ridibundus (black-headed gull) is the source of this 2722-nucleotide messenger RNA. RefSeq names its product P2Y purinoceptor 1-like. Lineage: Eukaryota; Metazoa; Chordata; Aves; Charadriiformes; Laridae. Gene Ontology annotation, cellular component: membrane. Gene Ontology annotation, biological process: G protein-coupled receptor signaling pathway. The coding region runs from base 394 to 1449 and encodes 351 amino acids. Gene Ontology annotation, molecular function: neuropeptide receptor activity. The transcript has a single exon. The record is from RefSeq and is a predicted model, not a curated record.
AGCUCUGCCCCCGCCAUCGUCAGACAUCUCCCUCCCGCUCCGAGGCACGGCCCCCCUCCCUGCUCCCUUCCUCCGCAGCAUCCGAAAUAGCCGUGGGCCUGCGCGUCCCUGGCGCCUGGCUCAAAAUAUCUCAAGUGGGCUGGCGGCAGGCGCCGAGGGAGCGGCGGAAGCCUGCGGACACCGGGUCUCUCGGCUGAGCCACAUCCUCCCCACGCUCCGGGGGAAAGCCCUGCUCCCCAAACCGCCCCCGGCCGGGGCCCAGCAGGAGCGGGGAGCGCGGGCCCGGGGAACGUGGGGUUGCCGGGGACGGCUCUGGGCACGGCGCUGCCGCGGCCGCCCCGCCCCUGCCACCACCGCCUCGCUGGCGGCUGGGACGGGCCGCCACAGUGCCCCAUGGCCACCGAGGCUCUCAGCCGGUGGCCCGGCAAUGCCAGCAGGGCCCUGUGCCCCGUGGACGCCGCCUUCGCCCAGCGCUUCUUGCCCGCCGUCUACCUGAUGGUGAUCCCCCUGGGGCUGGCAGGGAACGGGCUGGGGCUGUGGCACCUCUGCACGGGGCCUCGGCGCGGCACCCGCCAUCCCCUCGGCCUGCUGGUGGGCAACCUGGGCAUGGCCGACCUGCUGUACGUCAGCACGCUGCCCUUCCUCGUCAGCUACUACCUGCGGGGCAGAGCGUGGCUCUUCGGGCACAGCUGGUGCCGGAUCACCCGGGGCCUCUUCCACCUCAACCUCUACGCCAGCAUCGGUUUCCUCACCUGCAUCAGCGUCCACCGCUACCUGGGCAUCGUGCACCCGCUGAAGGCGCGGGGCAGGUACCAGGGGGCAACCUCUUCUGCCUGGCUCAGCGUGAUGGUCUGGCUGUGGGUCAUCGCACAGGUAGCUCCAGAUUUUGCCUUCAGCAAGAUGGACAACACGGGGACGCGGUGCCAUGACACGACGGAGCAUGAGAACUUGGGCGUUUACUUGCCGUACAACAUGGCCAUCACCAUGACUGGGUUCGUCAUCCCGUUCCUCAUCAUCAUCGGAUGCUACUGCCAUGUGGUGGUGGUGCUCUGCAGGAACGACACCAUGGACCUCAGCCUUAGAAGAAGAAGCAUCAGACUGGUGAUUCUCGUGAUGGUCCUCUUCUCCAUCUGCUUCCUCCCCUACCACAUCUUCAGAAACCUCAACUUGUUGUCUCGAGGCUGGCAGCUGCAAGGAUCCUGCACGCAGGCUUUAAAGAACAUCUACAUUUCUUACCAGGUGACCCGGGGCCUGGCCAGCUUCAACAGUGCCCUCAACCCCCUGAUCUACGUGAUGACCAGUGAAGACUGCAUGUCACGUAUGAGGACCAUCCGCCAAAGAGCCAGCCAGUCCCUGGGGUUCAACUCCAUCAGGAAAACUUCUUGCCAGACGGAUGAGAAGAAGAUGACCAUCAUUCUCUGUGAGGAGGAAGCUUCUGAUGAGCUCUGAGAUACCCCCUCCAAAGGACGGCACCACUUCAGUUUGCGCUUGGCCCCUUCUCGGGAGCAGCCCCCUCACCUUGAUGCCUGUUUUGCAGGGAGAUGGUGACUGCAGCAUCACUGGUUCUAAUCUCACACAAGGGACAGACAGGACUGCUGGCAUCAGAGAGCAAACUGGGACCAGGUUAUAGAGCAAAGCUACUCCACCCAACCAUCUUGCCUAUAGCACACCUGGAGAUGGAAAGAGAUGAACAUUGCAUUUACUCCAGUCCUGAAGUGUUUCUCAUUCCAGCCUCCAAUGCAGUCAUCCAAGCACAUCCUCCUGGCUCCCUGGAGGCUCAUUGAGCUCCUCGGUGAGUGAGGGAUGGGGGUGAACGAUGCUUUGUCCCCCCACUGCGUCCACUCCUCCGCAAUGGACGUGGGUUUGAGACAGGAUUCCAUCCUACACUCAAGAAGAGGGCACCAGUAAUUAACCACCUGUGUUGCAGAACAGCUGAGAGGAUGAAUUUUUGCAGAGGGAAGUGCUUUGGAAAUGGAAAUAUUAAUGAAAAUAUCAGGUUUUAAAAUAUAUGACUAAGCUGUGCCAGUUCCCGGGUUAGCUGUUCCUGGGUGACUGAGCUGCUUCAGGAUCCGUGUUAUCCUCUACUGCCCACCUCCUUCACAGAAGAAAAAAAGUAUUUUAGCAUUACUCACUCUUUUUUGGAAGAGCAUACAGCAGACAACAACUCGGCAUUUUAAAGUUUCUGGAGGCUGUUGGUUGGGGUUGGGUUUUUUGCAAGGCGAAUGACUGCAGUAGCCUGAACCACUGCUUUCAGCAGGCAAACCCCAGCAGAGUUUUGAAAUCUUCAGGUGGGUGGCAGCACCUUACUCUUGCAUCCAGCCUUGCGAGGGGAUUAGACAUGUCUAUUAAAAAUUAGACAUGUGAAAAAGAGAGAGGCAACACUGGUUUGAAGGCUUGUGAAGUCAAGAUUCAAUGGCGAGGGCAGCGCGUCUGUCACCGCCGAGGGGCUGUGGGGAUCUCCGCUUUGGGGGGGGGAAUAGUCGGUCCCAAGCGGCGUUUUGCUUUUCGCUCUUGGCGUUUCCCACCAUGAACAGCUUGAACGUUUCCGUCCGUGUGAAAGAAGCGACAUGAUUUGCAACAGCAGAUCUUGCAGCUCAGCUGAAGGAAGUCGAUUGCGAGUUAAAAUCUGUCGGGAAAGUGCUGACCCGCAGACGCUGCGCUCUUUGGACCAAAGCCCGGUAUUUAUCACGGUCAGCUGCUCCUCGCACGGACCCACCUUUGC